CUAUUAUGCUUUAUUUUGAAUGUAUUACUGCCUUAUCCCUGUCCAUGUGGUUGGCACAUCAACAUCUUCUGAAGUAAAAACUUUCUGUUGCUUGUUUUGGUUGAAAGUGACAGCUGUGCUGCUGUCUAUGAACAGAUAAAAAUUAACCAAAUAAGGGCUUCGAUUAAAAAACAUCUCCAAAAAAAAAUGCACAGUAAAAUUGACAUUGUGGGGAUCAGUUUAUCUGUCAAGUGUGUGUCAAGGAUAAAUAGUCAAGUGCACAGAAUCAGAUCAGCUAAUGCCGGGUGUCUUUGUAUCUGCAGGGGACUAUGACCCACAUGUCAAUAAAACAAGGGUUCAUGGGGGAUAACAAUGCUGUGCAGGACAACCAAAUCAACUUAAAAGUUGGAUUUUUGCUGUUUUUACUCCUUGGGUUUGAGUUCAUACUUUGCAUCAGAGACACAUGGACUCAAUGUCAAUGACAUGUUGGACUGAACAGAUAAGACGUGUUACAGAUUACAGACUGCAGUGCUGCAGCUGAGGACAUUUUCAUAUUUCCAAAAGCUCCUAUGGGAGGAAAGGAGGAGCAACAGCAUCUAGUUUGGACCCAUGGAGCUUCAUCUCCAAAGGGAAACAUAAAAUUCAAUUCUAAAUUUUCUAAAAGCAAUCUGAAAGCAAACUUUAAUAGAGGCAGUUUUUAUGUUCAUGUUUGACGUGAAAGUAUUUCCAUGUUUUAUAGUAACCCUCCUGUUUAAAGGGGACAAAGAGUACAGAUAGUGACAAAAAGUCAAACCCUGUUUUAUGGCGUCUCAGACGAUGGUCAAAGUCAGCAAAUCUGUCAUCCAGGGCUCAGAUAGCCCUGCUGCUGCUGAGGCCUGUCAUCACAGUACUGUGUUGACUGAGAGAACCACAUCAGGUAAGUUCCAGUCAAUGCACCAUACAGUGGCUGACAUGCAACGAUCACGUGUGUGGUGUGUGACGGUUCUGCAGCUUGUCAAGUGUUACUGUAUAAAAUCACUGUAUAAGCAGGCUCCUUAGAAACAAGUCAAAAAUGUUUAACCAACUAAAUUAAGUAAAUCUGCCAAAAGGAUAAGAAGAUGGUCUUACGACAAAUUUUAAUUUUGAGCAAAAUUUCUAGUUACUAAGACAUGUUUUCUCAAACUGAGAUUAUUUUGCUAUUGGAAACCUUUCUUGAUAAGACUAUUUUUCCAAAAAUAAGACAAUUUUUCUUGAAACAGUGAUCUUUUGACUUUAUGUUUUUCCAGUGUGUACAAAGUGUGAAUUUUGUGUUGCUAAAAUCACCACUAUUGUUUGUUGUUUGUCUUUCAUGCUUUGCUGGAAACCACCGGUUUGACAGAAAGGUUUGUCUUUAAUCCAAAAGAAGGAAUAGACAAUCCAGCGAUGACGGCUACAGACAGCACAGAGCAGGAGUCAACACCCAGACCACACCUGUAUGUUCUCAGACGGGAGGAGGACGAAGGCUUCGGCUUCGAUCUGCCAACAGGGACAGAGAAGGACAACGGACAUGUGAUUAGAAAUGUUACAGCAGGAGGGGCGGCACAGCGCAGCGGCCUUAACGAUGGCGACAGAAUCCUGGAAGUCAAUAACUGCUAUGUUGAUAGUUUAUUGUGUUCUGAAGUGGCAAGAAAAAUUAGGCAAAGCGGACAACAGUUAUGCUUAUUAGUGCUGGAUGGAGAGGCGUAUGAACGUGCUCUGUCUCAGGGUGUGGACCUCCAAGGUCUUGCCAGAACACAUAAAGGAAAUGAUUUAAAACCGCCCAGGCUAUGCCACAUCACCAAACACCCAGACUCUGGCUUGGGUGUCCACUUUGCCCCCUUAGAAGGAGAAAAAGGUCGUUUCUCCGUGAAUGUGGUGGCAGGAGGUGCUGCUGAGAAGGCGGGGGUGCUCAAAGGAGAUCAUCUGGUGUGGGUUGAUGGAGCAGUGGUGUCCCAUCUCACACACUCUGCCCUCAGUAAAAUGAUGAAAAAAUGUGGCAAUCACAUCACCAUCAUGGUGAUAGACAGCGAGAGUGAGAUGAUCUACAGGCAGAAGAAGAUUCCCAUUCUUCCUGCCAUGGCUGUUCCACAUAAUCUGCCUUUUCGGGCCAGAAAGCUCCACCUCAGCAGAGGGGAUGAGGGCUACGGUUUUGUCCUUCGGCUGGAGAGGACAGUGUCAGGAUGCACAUAUCAUUUUCUACGUCAGGUGGACAGGGGGAGCCCUGCAGAGGAGGCUGGCAUGACCGAUGGAGAGAUCUUAUUGGAGGUCAAUGGAGAGUCAGUAGAGUCACUGACACAUGCCGAGAUCGUGGAUAGAGUGAGACUGAGUGGAGACAAGUUGUCCCUCACCACCAUCAGCUUCCCUGGGUUGGAGUUUUACACAAAGCUUGGUCUGUCCCCUGAGCUCUUCUGUGAAGAUGAUGCUGCCAAGAAAGAGGAGGACAAAAGUGUCUCAGCCGCUGCAGAGCAGGAAGAAGAGGAAGUCUCCGUUUUAUGAAUUGCAGUCAUCAACCAGCAGAGGAAGUUUCAACGUCAACUCACCCAAAACAAAAAAAGCUUUAGAAUGGGAAUAAGAGAACAUCUAGAAAGCCCAAAGUGAAAAUAGACCCUGUGGACUGAGACUGAGUUGAGCAUGUAGAAAACUGCAACAUUUCACAUCAACAAAAACAGAAAAAAAUGGGAAUUCCGCUACAGCAAUCUUACGCAGAAAAGGUCGUAUAUGACUUAGCAAUGUCUACAUUUAAACAUAUUGAAACUGGUGAGGAAGCAAUCUUCUGAGAGGACUUUUUUAAUUUUGGGGAAGUAUUAAAAACAACAUAAACUGUCAAAAUAUACAGAAAAGAGUCUUUGCAGGAAUGUCCAAAUGAAGUCUGAAUUAUGCUUUCUUUGAGUAAUAUCAAGAUAAUAUGAUCCGUUUGGUAAAUGUAUGAUUUGCUUCUUCUGUUAUUUUGCUUUUAAGAAUAUUUUUGUCUGUAUGUUUUUCAAAUGUUUAGGUUACCUGUGUACAUUAAUUUAAAACUUUAAACAGAGUAUAAGACAACAGGUGACAGCAAAAAGGAAGAGCUGUUCUAAACAGUAAUGCAGGACUUUUGAGCAGAUAAUAACAGCCAGAAAAUGCUUAUUUUCAUAUGACAGAACCUGCUGUUUAAAUAUUUAUCUUUGAAUAAAUCAUAUAACCUUUGCGUUUAUCAU
This is a messenger RNA of Oryzias latipes (Japanese medaka), 3167 nucleotides long. It is a transcript of the gene nherf4b, whose product is annotated as NHERF family PDZ scaffold protein 4b. NCBI's taxonomy places the organism in Eukaryota, Metazoa, Chordata, Actinopteri, Beloniformes, Adrianichthyidae. Gene Ontology annotation, molecular function: protein-membrane adaptor activity; signaling receptor binding. Gene Ontology annotation, cellular component: apical plasma membrane. The record is from RefSeq and is a predicted model, not a curated record. Gene Ontology annotation, biological process: protein localization to plasma membrane.